AUGAUUGUCAGGUCUGCCGGCGCUCCAAAUUCCUGGAUCUAUACCAAGACGGGUGACCUUGGCAAAUACUCUGGUGUACAAGCGCUCAUGCCUGACCUCAAUGUGGGCAUGAAUAUCUUGGCAGCAGGAGUGCAUUCAGGUCCCCAGGCGCGGGUUACGGCAGAUAUCUUGGCCAACAACUUUAUUCCUACAUUCUGGGCCCAGGCCAAAGACGAGACCGAAUCUACCUACGCUGGUACAUACACGGAUCAAGACAAGAAUUCAACUAUUGGUGUUGCGACUGCAGAUGACGCCCCUGGUCUUGUAGUCCAACAGUUCAUUCUAGGCGGCCAGGACGUGCUGGCAGCCAUGGAGCAAUUGCUCAAGUCCAAAUUUACCCUCCGCCUCUAUCACAUGGGACUCAGCAUUCCAAGUUCUAACGGCACCAGCACGGAAUCCUGGCGCGCCAUCUUUGAAACACCGGCCUCCUUGUCUUUCCGAGUCAACAAGUUGUAUCUCCUGGUUCUUGCUCAACCAAUUCGUGUAUGGCGGUGUCGGCCUUGA
This is a messenger RNA of Pestalotiopsis fici W106-1, 543 nucleotides long. RefSeq lists its product as uncharacterized. NCBI's taxonomy places the organism in Eukaryota, Fungi, Ascomycota, Sordariomycetes, Amphisphaeriales, Sporocadaceae. The record is from RefSeq and is a predicted model, not a curated record. The coding region runs from base 1 to 543 and encodes 180 amino acids. The transcript has a single exon.